Messenger RNA from Bradysia coprophila, 1988 nucleotides. Its product is annotated as delta-1-pyrroline-5-carboxylate dehydrogenase, mitochondrial pseudogene. Lineage: Eukaryota; Metazoa; Arthropoda; Insecta; Diptera; Sciaridae. The record is from RefSeq and is a predicted model, not a curated record.
AUAAGCUUUCAGCUUGAAAUAUACUAUCCAUUACUUUUCGGGUGCCGUUUUUAUUCGGUUUGGUGUGAAUUCAAUUCUAACAGAAUGUGAUCAAAGCAGUCUCAGUCUUUAAAAAUUACCGUGUCCUAAUUUUGUGGCGUUCUAAUAUCAUUCUAAUAUCUAAAAUGACGUUCCUUCAUUACCUAAAGUUGUUCGGUCGGGUCGUUGCGCUCAACUCAAAACGCAAUUUUAUGUCUUCUAUGACUCCCAAACUGCCACUGCCAAGCAUAAGAAUAUUCAACGAACCUGUACUCAGCUACAAACUUAAGAGUAGGGAAAGAUUGCAAUUGGAAUAUACCCUAGAACAGAUGUCACAUUCAUGCGAAGAUAUUCCAAUCGUUAUCGGUACAAAAGAGUUCAGAACAAAAUCCAUUCAAUCCCAAGUCAUGCCCUUCGAUCAUAAACAUAAAAUUGCAACAUUCUAUCAUGCGGAUGAGAGUCUAAUAAAAUUGGCUAUGGAAACCUCUACAAAGGCCCAAAGGCAUUGGGACAGGACCUCAUAUCAAGAACGCUUUCGUAUUUGGGAGAAGGCAGCACAGUUAAUGACAUAUCGUUAUCGGUAUGAAUUGAAUGCUGCCACAAUGCUCGGACAAGGAAAAACGGUUAUCCAGGCUGAAUUAGAUGCUGCAUGUGAACUGAUUGAUUUCAUGCGAUGGAAUCCUUAUUUUCUCAUGGAUUUCCUAAACUAUCAACCAUUCAGCCCAAAUCCGGAAUUGUCAAAAAAUACAUUUCGGUUGCGUGGUAUUGAGGGUUUCGUUGCUGCUAUUACUCCAUUCAAUUUCACUGCAAUUGGUGGAAAUCUAGCACUAACGCCAGUCCUUACAGGCAAUUCUGUUGUGUGGAAACCAUCCGACACUGCUAUUCUUUCCAAUUGGACAAUUUUCAAAAUUAUGAGAGAAGCUGGUCUACCACCAGGAGUAGUUAAUUUUGUUCCAAGCGAUGGACCAACAUUUGGAGAAUUGAUAACACAAUCACCUGACCUUGCUGGAAUAAAUUUCACCGGUUCGGUUCAGACUUUCCAAAAUCUCUGGAAAGAAGUCGGUGAAAACGUUUCCAAUUUCAAAAAUUUCCCACGACUCAUUGGUGAGUGCGGCGGUAAGAACUACCAUUUCGUCCAUCCGUCAGCCGAUCGUAUUACAGCUGUUGCGGCCACAAUUCGAUCAGCCUUCGAGUACAGUGGUCAGAAAUGCUCAGCUUGCUCGAGAGCUUACAUCCCGAAAUCAUUGUGGCCAGAAAUGAAACGCGAUUUGUUGGAGUUGAGAUCGGCGUUGAAAAUCACAGAUGUGAGAGAUUUUACCGCAUUCUCGUCGGCUGUAAUCGAUGAGAGGUCCUUUGAUCGAAUAAAUAGUUACCUAGAGCAUGCAGAGCAAACAGACACUUUAGAGAUUAUUGGCGGCGGUAAUCGAGAUAAAUCGAAGGGGUAUUUCGUGGAACCCACAAUUGUUGUGACAACCGAUCCAGACGAUAAACUCAUGACAGAGGAGAUAUUCGGACCAAUUCUUUGUAUUUAUGUGUACGACGAUGAUGAACUUCUCGAAACUGUGAAAUUAGUCAAACGAUCAAAAUAUGCGUUAACGGGAGCGGUGUUUGCACUCGACAUGAACUUUGUUAAAUAUGCAUGCGAUCAAUUUAGAAUGACCGCUGGUAAUUUCUACAUCAAUGAUAAGUCAACGGGAUCCGUUGUUGGACAGCAACCGUUCGGUGGGGCUCGCCUUUCCGGCACUAACGACAAAGCUGGUGGACCACUUUUCGUGUUAAGAUGGUCCUCACCGCAGACUAUCAAACAAACCCACGCACCGUCCGGAGAUGUCUCUUACCCAUAUAUGUUGAAGAAGUAAAUAAAUUCAGAUUCAGAGUGACAAUAUUGGAGUAUGUACAGCAACGACGGUUUUUAGUGUUGAUUUACAAAAAAAUGUAAAUUGUUUUCAUUAAAUUUUUUGUAGUUUUUU